Messenger RNA from Scylla paramamosain (green mud crab), 2298 nucleotides. RefSeq names its product irregular chiasm C-roughest protein-like. Lineage: Eukaryota; Metazoa; Arthropoda; Malacostraca; Decapoda; Portunidae. Gene Ontology annotation, biological process: cell-cell adhesion. The record is from RefSeq and is a predicted model, not a curated record. The coding region runs from base 94 to 1080 and encodes 328 amino acids. Gene Ontology annotation, molecular function: cell adhesion molecule binding. Gene Ontology annotation, cellular component: plasma membrane; cell-cell junction. The transcript has 4 exons.
CACACACACACACACACACACACACACACACACACACAGGCAACAGCAGUAGAAAUAACGCACUACAACCUCCACUAUUCCUUCCAUCAGACUAUGUUCGCCUGGUGGAUCUCCUGGCUGGCGCUGUGCCUCGUGCUGGGGAGGAAUCCUUGGGCGGCCAGCGCGGCGCAAACGGAGGCGGGGACGGAGGCGGCGACGGCGCUGUGGACGGUGACCAAAAGAAGUGGUGGCGACGAGCCUCAGUACCCCCACUACCACCGCGCCUCCGUCAGAAACACUCUUCCAUCAGGCUCCUCUGCUGGCUCCCAUCUGCUACACGGGGCCUCCUCGGUGCAGCUCGGGGCGGGGCAGCGGCCGGGCAAGGACAUGAAGCUGGGGCCCGGUAUGGGAGGCUCAGCGGUAGAGACACUGGAGACAGAGGGCGCCCAGUACUUCGCGACGCAGCCCACGCCGCAGACCGCGGUGGUGGGUUCCACGGCGGUGCUUCCUUGCAGAGUCAUCAAUAAAGUGGGUCACCUCCAGUGGACCAAAGACGGGUUCGGGCUGGGCACAGAGCGGGACCUGGAUGGCUUCUCGCGCUACGGCAUGAUCGGCUCAGAUGACGAAGGAGACUUCAGCCUAAGGAUACAGCCCGUGUUGCUCGAAGAUGACGCCCUUUAUCAGUGCCAGGUGAGUGCCAGUUCCGGUGUGCCAGGCAUCAGGUCACACACGGCGCGCCUCACCGUCUACGUGCCACCCGAGUCGCCUAAAGUGUCGCCGCCCGUCCUCAGCACCACUGCGGGCAUGACGAUGAUCCUGGAGUGCGAGAGUCGAGGAGGACGCCCGUCCCCUGAGAUUCAGUGGGUGGACGACAGCCGGCGGGAGACCAUUCGAACGGGCGCCAUCACGACGGAGGAGACGAUGGAAGAUGGAAAGAGGGUCACAGUUCGCUCCCGUCUUUCCUUCAGCCCACGACGCUCCCACCAUAACUCCUCCAUCACCUGCCUCACCUCCAAUCAGGCCCUCAGCUCCCCCUCGCCAAGUAAGGAAGGGAAGAUGAUGGAAAGGGAAGGAAAGGACGGGAGGGAAGUAGAGAAAUGAGAGGGAGAGUCUUCACGAAGUUUGUAAAGUAAAGGUGGGGUAUAGGAAGGUAAGGAAGGGUUAUGGAGGAGACGAGGUAUGAUAAGUAAUGGGAAGGGGAGGAAAGGUGAGAGGGGAGGGAAAUAGGGGAAUGUGGAGCAGGAGUUCGGGAAGUUUGGCAGGUAAAGUAAAGGUGAGAUAGGAAGGUAGGGGGUGAUUAGAGAAGGAAGGAUGAGGAAGGGGAAGACUUGGAGGAAGUGUUGUGAAGAGAGGCGUGGGUAGCUAAAAAAAAAAAAAAAGAAAGAAAGAAAAAAGAACGGAAAGAAAGGAGGAAAGGAAAAAGAGGGCAUGGGCGACAAAAAUAUAAGACAUUUUUUGUAAAUAAAUUCCCGUCAUUUUUUUACACGUGACGGGAGAGGAAUGGAAUGGAAUUGAAAGGAAAGCAGGAAGUGAGGGAGGGAAGAAGAGAAGAAAUGAGGAAGAAGACACGAGUCAAGGAAAAGCAGAGAGAGAGAGAGAGAGAGAGAGAGAGAGAGAGAGAGAGAGAGAGAGAGAGAGAGAGAGAGAGAGAGAGAGAGAGAGUGAAAAGAAUGGAAUGGUGAGAAAGUAAACAUGAAAAACAGACAUGGAUUCAUGGAAUAUGAGUGAGCGGAGGAGUAGAAGAAGGAGGAGGAGGAGGAGUCUAAACAAAGUAGGCUAACUUUAGAGGUUUAUUCCUUAUUACUUAUUUAUUUUUUUAUUUUUUUCGUUCUAAUAAAUACAAAAAAACAUAGUGAAAUAAAUAUAUACCAAGAGACUGAAAGGAACUGAUGUGGAAAAAAAGAUGAACGUUAAUUGUUGAUAAAAAAAGUUUUUAUGAAAAGUUGAGAACACACACACAGACACACACACACACACACACACACACACACACACACACACACACACACACACACACACACACACACACACACACACACAGACACACACUAUUAAGCGAAAAAUAACAAAUAAUUAACACAUACAUUUACGUCUUUUGCCCGACACUUCACCCAUAUUUUUUCGUUCUUUUUCUUUCUUCCCUUCCAUCCACUUCUCUCUCUCCUCUUCUUUCUGCGCAUUUCGUCCUCUCUUCUUGCUCUCUCCAAUUUGUUUCCUUGUUUUUAUUAUAAUUUUUAUACUCUCUCUCUCUCUCUCUCUCUCUCUCUCUCUCUCUCUCUCUCUCUCUCUCUCUCUCUCUCUCUCUCUCUCUCUCUCUCU